AUGGUACUAACUGAUUAUUGCGAAACAACACCGCUUAUUGCUGAUAAAUGUGUGAUGAGCAGACGGAAGCGAUGGUUUUGUCAAACUAAGCAUUUUUUUGAGACCAUCAAUCCGCUGAACGGUUUUGAUGGGAAGGAAUCCUUGGAGACAUAUAUGUGGGAACAAUCACUGAAGGUGGAACCAAAGGACCCCGAUAAAAUGGAAUUUGUCAAACCAUCCAGACCAGCUUAUGUGCUGAAAUCACCAGGCAUCAAGCCACCCAAAUCAAUCUCAUUAGCACCAUCAACUAGUGGUCCGUCGAACCAUUACUCAGGACAUCGUGCUAGUGGACGAGGUUUCUCGGCACUUAACAAUUACAGUCCGAACAUAUCUCACUCAUCGGAUGUGUCACGUCCCAAUUUGUUAUCAAAUUUCGAGGACCGAAAUUCUUACCUUGGAAUGGUUGAAAUCACUCCAGGCCAGCAACCGCGAUAUCUUGGUGACGCAAAACGUGGUACACAAUCAACAGUUGCUUCACCAACUGAACCGCGGAUUCCGCCAAUAAUGCCAAGGGCUAAACAUCGAAACGAUAAAGCAUCGUCGACACCACCAAGUCCUCGUUCAUCACAAAAUGGACAUUUUACUACUCCGUCACCACCUCCUCUCUAUCCACGAAAAUUGUCAACCCAGGAACAGCUGGCCCCACCACCACCUCUAAAAGUUUUGACUCAUGGAGUUCCAGAUUUGAAUGGUCCUGUUCCUCCUCAUUCUGCUCCUUUUUGCGCUACUCCAGAUUCAUUCGUUUUUCCUCCGUAUGGAGGGAAUGCAAUAUCCCGAACAAUAGCACCUUUGGAAAGCACCUCUCCUGUAUCACAAACAACAGGCAUAAUUCCAACAGUACCACCGAGGAAAAAAGUUGAACAGCUGCCAUCCCCAUUGUUUGGUGAUGCUGUGCACGUCGUCUGGAAUAAGGAAGCGAAAUCAGCAGUGUGCGAUGCAGAUGAUACCAUAUCACCACCUUCAUCAUCGCAAAAUUCAAUUCAAAAUAGUGCUGCUACAGCACCGAAGCUGUAUCCACGAGGAGCUUGUCCAGCAGAACCACCUCCAAGGCCACCAAAAUUAUUUUACAACAAGAAGCCGCAAGAAUUGUGUGGUGAAAAAGUGCUUAAAGAAACAAAUGAUUUCGAUUCACCUCCUCCGUUACCACCAAAAACUUACAAACGAAGGCAACAACAUAAUCGCUUACAGUAG
Messenger RNA from Brugia pahangi, 1230 nucleotides. NCBI's taxonomy places the organism in Eukaryota, Metazoa, Nematoda, Chromadorea, Rhabditida, Onchocercidae. The record is from the annotation of a GenBank genome assembly.